AUGAUCAUCGCCAUGCUGCUGACCUUUGCAGGCAUAUACAUGGCCGUCUCGAAUGGACGACGGAGGGGCUGGACGUCGCACAAUAUUAUAAUGGUUCUGGCGCCCGUCACCCUCUUGGUUGGGCAGGUAAUCGAGCUUUGGUUCUGCAUUGACUGGUAUCAGUUGUGGGGCCAUCCAAACUUUGCGCACAUCACCAAAGUGUUCUGGUUCCUUGGAAGCACUGCACUCACCGUGGUGCAGCGCAAUCGGAUCGAGUUCAUUCUGAUCGCAACUAACAGACCUCGGCAUUGGGACAAGGCUAUCGUCGGUGCGCUCGUCAGCCAUUGUUUGCUGUUUGCCAGCACGUCGAUGGUAGCGUUUCUCAUCGGCACGACGCAUGGCCCACAGGCCGUACCUUUCCACUACUCAAUUCCCAUCGUCCUCGUGUUCGUCCUCGUCGGGGUAGUCGACACCGCACUAAGCGUCGCCACCGUAAACAUCUGCGCCAACUACGACGCGAUGAUACGGGCCUUGGGAAAAUCCUCCUCCACGUCCGUAUCCAGUCGGCAAGUCCAGAAAACCGCGCGGGCCAUCCGAUUCCCAGCCAUAUGCCAAUUGAUCGCCGACGGCACGUUUUCCUGUCUCUACUUGAUCGGAGCUUCCGGCCAGGUAGGUUACACCCUGAGCCAAAUGUCCGUGCUGGGCCCGCCUCUACAAUACCUGUUCCUCCUGUUCUCCUUGGAAUGCCUGAAACGGGCCCAAACGCAUUCCGGGAAAAAUACGGCGUCAAAUUAUGCCCAGAGCCUAGCAACCGCUUCGCAGACUGGGGAUCUCCUGCCUUCGGACGGAAAGGACCCGGCGGCGGCGCCGCUGCAGCCACGGCUUCCGAUCGUCCGGCUUUCAUAG
Messenger RNA from Fimicolochytrium jonesii, 885 nucleotides. RefSeq lists its product as uncharacterized. NCBI's taxonomy places the organism in Eukaryota, Fungi, Chytridiomycota, Chytridiomycetes, Spizellomycetales, Powellomycetaceae. The transcript has 4 exons. The coding region runs from base 1 to 885 and encodes 294 amino acids. The record is from RefSeq and is a predicted model, not a curated record.